AUGUCAGAUCUCUUCGAUUCCAUCUUCUUCGUCAACGCCCUCCGCCUCCUCCCGUUCUUGCGUUCCGUUCUUGGUCUCCGCGGCAGCGGCGUGACUUUGUCCUGAGAUGACGACGGGCGAGGCGGCGGUGGAGGCGUCUCCGCAGCGGAGCCUGGCUUCCUCGGACCACCUCCGGCACGUGGAGUCGAUGACCCAGCUGCCAUCCGGCGCCGGUCAGAUCUCCCACCUCAACGCCGUCAUCCUCGGCGAGCCCCUCGCGUCCGAGGAGAACGACCGCGUCUUCCCCUCCCACGACUUCUCCCGCCAGGCCCUCGUCUCCUCCCCCGAACAGUAUUGGAAAAUGUACAAGAGGUCGGUGGAGGAUCCUGCAGGAUUCUGGUCGGAGAUCGCUUCCCAGUUUUACUGGAGAGAGAAGUGGUAUCCGGAGGUCUACAGUGAAAACAUUGAUGUGACCAAGGGGACCGUCAAGUUUGAGUGGUUUAAAGGAGCCAGGACGAACAUCUGUUACAAUGCUGUGGAUCAGAAUGUUGAGGCAGGAAAUGGUGGAAAAGUUGCUAUCUAUUGGGAAGGCAAUGAACCAGGGGAUGAUGGGCAGUUGACUUAUGCUGAACUCUUGGAGAAGGUUUGCCAGCUCGCCAACUACUUGAAACAUGUCGGGGUUCAGAAAGGAGAUGCGGUGGUGAUUUACCUCCCUAUGCUGAUGGAGUUGCCAAUCACAAUGUUAGCCUGUGCUCGUAUCGGUGCAGUCCACUCGGUUGUGUUUGCAGGCUUCUCAGCGGAGUCUCUUGCACAAAGAAUUAUCGACUGCAAACCUAAGGUUGUAAUAACCUGCAAUGCUGUGAAGAGAGGUUCCAAAGCCAUCCAUCUCAAAGAGAUAGUUGACAGCGCCCUCAUUGAAUCUGUCAAAAAUGGAGUCCCUGUAGGCCUGUGCUUGACCUUUGAAAACCAGUCGGCAAUGAAGAGAGAAGAUACCAAGUGGACAGAAGGAAGAGAUGUCUGGUGGCAGGAUGUUGUCCCACAAUUUCCAACCAAGUGUGCUGUAGAAUGGGUUGAUGCAGAAGAUCCAUUAUUUCUCUUGUACACAAGUGGUAGCACUGGAAAACCAAAGGGUGUUCUGCAUACAGCCGGGGGAUAUAUGGUAUAUACUGCAACAACAUUCAAAUAUGCAUUUGACUAUAAGCCAUCAGAUAUAUAUUGGUGUACUGCCGAUUGUGGCUGGAUCACAGGACACAGCUAUGUUACAUAUGGCCCUCUUUUGAAUGGAGCUACUGUUGUGGUAUUUGAAGGGGCUCCAAACUACCCUGAUAGUGGACGUUGUUGGGAUAUCGUUGAUAAAUAUAAGGUUACAAUCUUUUACACUGCUCCAACUUUGGUGCGUUCACUGAUGCGUGAAGGAAAUGAGUAUGUCACUCGUUACUCUCGGAAAUCUCUCCGUGUUCUUGGUAGCGUAGGAGAGCCUAUUAAUCCUAGUGCAUGGAGGUGGUUUUACAAUGUUGUCGGGGAUUCACAGUGCCCUAUUUCAGAUACCUGGUGGCAAACAGAGACCGGUGGCUUCAUGAUUACACCUUUACCUGGUGCCUGGCCGCAGAAGCCGGGUUCUGCUACCUUUCCUUUCUUUGGUGUUCAACCGGUUAUAGUUGAUGAGAAAGGGAAUGAGAUAGAAGGUGAAUGUAGCGGAUAUCUUUGCAUCAAGAGGUCAUGGCCUGGGGCAUUCCGCACACUGUAUGGUGAUCAUGAGAGAUAUGAAACAACAUAUUUUAAACCAUUUGCUGGUUAUUAUUUUACUGGUGAUGGAUGCAGCAGGGACAAGGAUGGUUACUAUUGGCUCACUGGGAGAGUUGAUGAUGUCAUCAAUGUCAGUGGACAUCGUAUUGGCACUGCAGAAGUAGAAUCUGCUCUUGUUUCACAUCCCCAGUGUGCUGAGGCUGCUGUAGUUGGUGUUGAACAUGAGAUUAAAGGACAGGGCAUUUAUGCUUUUGUCACUUUAGUGGAGGGUGUUCCUUACAGUGAAGAGCUACGGAAAAGCCUCAUUUUGAUUGUCCGAAACCAGAUUGGUGCAUUUGCUGCCCCUGACAAAAUCCACUGGGCACCUGGACUUCCAAAGACGAGGAGUGGAAAGAUCAUGAGGAGGAUCCUACGAAAAAUUGCAUCCAGGCAGCUAGAUGAACUUGGUGAUACCAGUACACUUGCCGACCCAAGUGUUGUGGACCAGCUAAUUGAGCUACGUGAUUGCUAGUACAAGAUUAUGAGAUUCGUCCAUUUCCUUGACUCUUGACACAUUUCUUUGAGGUCUAAUACGAUUGCAGAAAUAGAAUACUCGAAUUACUCGUGCCUAGUUUUCCUUCCCCGCCAGGGGAAAAUCAACAUAGUGCUUGUGUAAUAAGCACAUUAAGUGUGUGAGAGCAUUGUCAGUAGGUCUUUUUGUGGUGAAUGCUUCAGUAGCUUAGCCGAAUGCUACUUCAGUUAUGCUCUUGUCAUGACAUUAUCUAUUUGAAUCUUUUGCUACAUCAAUAAAAGUGAGGCUCAGCCGACAUGCAGUUGUGUUA
Messenger RNA from Musa acuminata subsp. malaccensis (wild Malaysian banana), 2546 nucleotides. Its product is annotated as acetyl-coenzyme A synthetase, chloroplastic/glyoxysomal. The record is from RefSeq and is a predicted model, not a curated record. NCBI's taxonomy places the organism in Eukaryota, Viridiplantae, Streptophyta, Magnoliopsida, Zingiberales, Musaceae. Gene Ontology annotation, molecular function: acetyl-CoA synthetase activity; AMP binding.